Messenger RNA from Corythoichthys intestinalis (scribbled pipefish), 3708 nucleotides. It is a transcript of the gene ganabb, whose product is annotated as glucosidase II alpha subunit b. The record is from RefSeq and is a predicted model, not a curated record. The coding region runs from base 233 to 3067 and encodes 944 amino acids. Gene Ontology annotation, cellular component: glucosidase II complex. Lineage: Eukaryota; Metazoa; Chordata; Actinopteri; Syngnathiformes; Syngnathidae. The transcript has 25 exons. Gene Ontology annotation, biological process: N-glycan processing; carbohydrate metabolic process. Gene Ontology annotation, molecular function: carbohydrate binding; glucan 1,3-alpha-glucosidase activity.
CCUGAGCGGAUACGGGCGCGUCCACGUUAAUCUUCCCUCAUCCGGAAACAAUGGAUGAAUGAAUGAAAUGAAAGCAAGACGGUGUUGAUAAGAAUUUAAUCAGCUGCAUUUUUGACCUACGCGUUUUACGUGUACGAUUACACUUGAACGUUUCAGACUGUGAUUGAAAAUCCCACAUUUUUCUGUUUAUUCUGCCGUGUAAGAGGCGGAGUUGCCCAGGGUCAGAAUCAAGAUGGCCGCCUUCACUGAAAGGAUGGCACCUACCCUUGUGCUCUGGCUUGUUGUUUGUCUCAGCGGGACACUGGCUGUGGACAGAGCCAACUUUAAAACCUGUGACCAGAGUGCCUUCUGCAAACGUCAGCGUGCAUUGACUCCUGGCGAGUCUCCAUAUCGAGCCCUCCUGGAGACUAUGGAGCUGACCAGCACAAGACUCACUUUGCAGCUCAAGAAUGACAAGAACAAGGUGCGUCUUCUGCUGGAGCUUUAUCGUCUUCAAGGAAACAUAACGAGGGUGAAGAUUAAUGAGCUGAAGCCGUUGAAGCCUCGAUAUGAGGUCCCAGACGUGCUCAUCCAAGAGCCCCCUACAGAGCCCCUGUCUCUCUUGUCUCAGGAUGAGAACGGAGUGGUUCUGUCUCUGGGUGCAGAGUCUCAGAGGGUGAUUGUCAGUGCGCGGCCCUUUCGAUUGGACAUUAUGGAGGGGCGAGAUGUGUUGCUGUCGCUAAACUCGCGGGGCCUCUUGGCGUUUGAGCACUUAAGGCUACGCAAGGACACUUUCUCCUAUUUAAUAACUAGCAAAUUUGCUAGUGUGUGGAAUAAUGUCAAGGGUGUAUUCUCUAGACAGGCAGACCAAGAAGCUGAGGACUCAGAUCCGGAAAAUGAGGCUAUAUUGGAAGAGAAAGAUGAAGACGGGAUGUGGGAUGAAAUGUUUAAAUCAUUCUCAGACAGCAAGCCAAAUGGCCCAACUUCCGUCGGGCUGGACUUUUCAUUGCCUGGGGUUGAGCAUGUCUAUGGCAUCCCGGAACACGCAGACUCUCUCCGGCUUAAAACUACAGAGAAUGGGGAUCCAUAUCGUCUGUAUAAUCUGGAUGUGUUCCAAUAUGAGCUGCAUAACCCUAUGGCACUUUAUGGGUCUGUACCUGUCAUGUUGGCCCACAAUGCUCAACGGACAAUAGGAAUGUUUUGGCUCAAUGCUGCUGAAACGUGGGUAGACAUUAGCUCCAACACUGCAGGGAAGACUGUGUUUGGAAAAAUGCUGGAUUACGUGCAGGGCUCCAGUGAGACACCACAGACAGAUGUGCGUUGGUUCUCAGAAAGUGGCAUAAUUGAUGUUUUCAUUAUGCUUGGCCCCACACCAAAAGAUGUCUUUUCACAGUAUGCCUCCCUGACAGGCACCCAGGCCUUCCCUCCUCUGGCCGCAGUGGCCUACCACCAGUGCCGCUGGAACUACAAUGAUCAAGAAGACAUUAAGACUGUGGAUGCAGGCUUUGAUGAGCAUGAUAUUCCCUAUGAUUUCAUCUGGCUUGAUAUUGAGCACACAGAUGGAAAACGCUAUUUUACCUGGGAUUCGAGCAAAUUUCCCACACCCAAGGAAAUGCUUCAGGGACUCAUGGAUAAGAAGCGCAAGAUGGUAACCAUUGUAGACCCUCAUAUAAAAGUGGACAGCAGCUACAAGAUCCAUAAUGAAAUCAAGUCGCAAGGCUUCUACACAAAGACUAAAGAUGGCAGCGAUUAUGAGGGCUGGUGUUGGCCAGGCAGUGCCGGCUAUCCAGACUUCAGCCGUGCAGACAUGAGAGCUUGGUGGGCCAGUAUGUUUGCCUUCGACCAGUAUGAGGGAACGAUGGAGAACUUGUACACAUGGAAUGACAUGAACGAACCUUCAGUGUUCAACGGGCCCGAGAUCACCAUGCACAAGGACUCAAAGCAUGGAGACUGGGAGCACCGUGACUUGCACAACCUUUAUGCCUUUUAUGUGCAAAUGGCCACAGCAGAGGGCCUGGUUCAGAGAUCAGGUGGGGUUGAAAGACCUUUUGUCUUGACUAGGGGCUUCUUUGCUGGAUCACAGCGCUAUGGCGCUGUGUGGACUGGUGAUAAUGCUGCUGAAUGGGGCCACCUUAAAAUUUCUAUUCCCAUGUGUUUGAGUAUGGGCCUAGUUGGAAUAGCUUUUUGUGGUGCUGAUGUUGGGGGCUUCUUCAAGUCUCCUAGCCCAGAGCUGCUGGUGCGUUGGUACCAGACAGGAGCCUACCAGCCCUUCUUUAGAGCCCACGCCCACUUGGACACGCCUCGUCGGGAGCCAUGGCUCUUUGGUCCGGAAAACACCGCUUUGAUCCGAGAAGCUGUGCGCCAACGCUAUAGCCUCCUGCCCUAUUGGUACCAGCAGUUCUACCACACAUAUCGCACUGGAAACCCUGUCAUGAGACCACUAUGGGUGGAAUACCCUCAAGAUCCAGCUACAUUCGCUCUGGAGGAUGAGUUCUUGAUUGGUAGAGACUUGUUGGUGCAUCCAGUCACUGAGGAGGGAGCCACUGGUGUAACUGCAUACCUGCCAGGAAAAGAUGAGUUGUGGUUUGAUGUCCACACAUUCCAAAAGCACGAUGGUGGCCAGAACCUUUACAUUCCAGUCACUAUGAGCUCUAUCCCAGUUUUCCAGCGUGGUGGCUCCAUUAUUCCCAGAAAACUUCGAGUCCGCAGAUCUUCCAGCUGUAUGGAACAAGACCCCUACACAUUGUACGUUGCCCUUAGUCGUCAGAGAACUGCAGAAGGAGAACUCUACAUCGAUGAUGGGCACACUUUCAACUUUGAGAAUAAGGAGUUCAUUCACAGAAGGCUUUCUUUUGCCAAUAACCAACUCUCCUCUGUGAACCUUUCCCCUGAGGCCCACUUCUUAACUCACUCCACCAUUGAACGCAUUGUCAUACUGGGAGUUAGUAAGCCCAGAAAGGCUACCCUGAGGACCGCGGAUGGUCAGACAAGCCAGCUUGAGUUUGACUUCGAUGCCGCCACGUCAGUCUUGACGCUCCGCAAGCCUGGCAUGAAUGCGGGCACUGACUGGACUGUAAUGUUACAGUAACCAUGAAGACAGCAGAGAAGGAGCAGUAGGAACAAGUGACUGAAGAGAAGAGAAAUGAGCAACAGGACUCCCCACUGUGUAAACUUGGACAUAAAUGCACCCAACCAGACAUACACAUUUCACUCCCAUAUGUCAAGUACCUGUACUCACACUAUGCUCCUAUGUGAACUCAAAGCCUCUAUACUCAUGUGCCCCUUUUGUGAGGAAUGGUAUGUAGAUAUUACAAGUAAAACAUCAACUCAUAUUCUGAGCCCCAUGAGCGGAUAUAAUUGUCAUAGCAAAUACAAAUUAUGUUAAACCUCAGCCAAAUUUUUCACCUAGCAAGAAGAAAGUAAUCCUGUCCCUUGCCAUUUUUAUAUAAUUGGCAUUCUUAGCCGCUUCAAAAUGAAUGAAUAUAGUAUGUAAGGAAGGAAUUCUGUUCGCUCUAGUAAGUGAUCAUGUUGAUCAGCUGCUUUUUUUUUUCUCCCUUAAACCGCUUCUUGGCGAUAGGAGUUCUUUAGGCUACUGCACCACUGAUCUUUGUGGAUCAUCCUGUUGACAAGUUAGAUUUUUUUUUUUUCAUGUUUGUAUUCACAUUGUGUACUGUCAAUUUUAAUGCACUUCUGGCAACCUUUAGAGUUGUUUCGAUUUCCAUUUUGAAU